Messenger RNA from Lineus longissimus, 2931 nucleotides. RefSeq names its product ADAMTS-like protein 5. NCBI's taxonomy places the organism in Eukaryota, Metazoa, Nemertea, Pilidiophora, Heteronemertea, Lineidae. Gene Ontology annotation, biological process: proteolysis; extracellular matrix organization. The transcript is spliced from 11 exons. Gene Ontology annotation, molecular function: protein binding; metalloendopeptidase activity. Gene Ontology annotation, cellular component: extracellular matrix. Bases 617 to 2194 code for a protein of 525 amino acids. The record is from RefSeq and is a predicted model, not a curated record.
CCAGCUCGUUUGAUUAGCCCGCCAUUCGCCCGCCAUACAAAGUGAAGGUAAACAAAUGGUCCGGGCAAGUUCGUUGCAUUUUUGUACUAAGAGCGGGGCAGAGCGGACCAACUAUGCCACGUGGUGCCAUUCAACUACAAACGGAAUAGCAAAACGUGAAAGAAAGCUUAACAUUAAAAUUAACCUCUACCUGCUGUAAAAAUACUUUCUACCAGGAUGGAAUACAAUAAGAAUCUCGAUUUUAAAGGUGUUGGUUGAUGGUAUUGAGGCUUUGAUCGGAUACAUAUUGUAUUCGCUGACCUGUUUUUGGAUGUGGGCGAAAUUGGUUGAAGUCUUUGAUAGGAGAAAUUGGUUGAAUUACUGAUGGUAUAGAAGACAUUGGUUGGACUGUUUAUGGAUAUACGAGAUAUUGGUUGAAUUGAAUAUACAUGUACAUGUAGAUAGACGAUUGAUUGCUUCAACUGUUAUGGAUAUAGCAGAGAUUGGUUGAACGGUUUUAAAGAAAAGGCAAAAACUGGUUUAACCGUUUAUGGAUAUAUACGUGUAUACGAGAGAUUGGUUGGCCUGUUGAUGGAUAUACGAGAGAUUGGUUGAACUGGAUAUUCCAAGAGUUUGAAUGGAUCGAAGCAGUAUCUGGUUCCUUCUACAGCUUCUGGCUGCCACGACGGCUUAUGCUGUGAAGGAUGCCCUCCCCGACAAAUAUGUGACGACGUGGACGGCGUGGUCGCGCUGGACUGCCUGUGCGACAUGUGGACAGAGGGUAACUCGGCGUUACAGAGAAUGUGUGGGACAGUUGGAGGACCAUACGGUAUUCAGGGUGAAGACAGAAGAGUGUCCAGGGGUCAGUCGUGUUUAUAAACCCUGUGAUAAUAAGCCAUGCGUUCGUCAGCAGGCAGGGUCUCGUAAAUAUCAAUGUUCGAUCAAAGCCACCCAGAGGUCCGUGCCAGAGCAUUUCAUUGGAAAGCCAUGGAAUCCGUAUAUUGUAGAUUCUUAUCCAUGUAAACUAUUCUGCCAACCAGACGGGUUCAACAAUUUCUGGAGUUUUGGCAACGUCUCAGAUGGCACGACGUGUCGAACUCUGAAGACCAAGGAAGGAGUUUGUACCAAAGGAAAAUGUUUGGAGGUUGGCUGUGACGGAGUGGCGUUAUCUGAGGCUAGGUUAGACAUGUGCCUGGUCUGUGGAGGGAGGAACAGAAGCUGUACAUACAUAAAUGAUGAAUUCAGAGUACUCAAACAACCAGGAAAGCUUGGAUACUCCGAUGUCGUCAAGCUACCGACAGGUGCAACAAACAUUCAUUUCAUGGACAGUAAAAAUGUCCUGGCAACACAACUGUAUGUACAGGAAAACAUAUUUGCCCUGCAGGACAGCGGGAAAUUUUACCUCCUGAAUUCUUUUCGGUGGUAUGGCUUCAACGGACCACUGAAACUAGCGGGCGCCGAUGUCAAGUUUUACUUUUCUAGGGAUGGUGAGAAAUCCGUCCAUAUAGUGGGGCCUCUCAAAGAACCUUUAUUAGUUAUGGUUCUUCAGACAAAUCCCUACGUUCACAUUAAAUACGGGUACUGGUUGAGCGAUGAGGCAGCAAAACUGGGCUCUUCAGCCCGUCCGAAGGUGACCACCACACCCGAACCCAAGGCAGCAGUAUAUCAGUUCAAGGCGGUUGGAGACCAGUCAGUUGCUCCAGUUGCGCCGAAGAAGGAGGAAAAUUCGGCGGCUGUUGAAAAUGAAGUGACUUUAAGAAAGAAAGAGAGGAGGAGAAAGUAUAGGAGGAGAAAAGCUUCUCGAGGCAAAAAGUGUUUGACGAAGCCCAAGGGUGCUGAUGGGAAAACCCUGAAAUUCAAAUCAAAGUUAGCCAAACUCCAUUAUAUCUACUGUCAUAGUGAAUUCGUUGGUACGGUAACGGUACUGAGUAAACGCCGAUACCGCGGCGAAACACGUUACGAGGUCGACCUCAAAAGCACUGUCAAGAACACCAUGUCUAUGGCGAAGCGGGAGUACCUCUGGAGGGAUAGAGACUGUCAAGGUAUCAAGCUCAGGCCCAACAAGGUCUAUUUCGUCAUGGUCAGGACACGGACUGAUAUGAGGAAACGACUUACUCGUUUCAUGAUAGAUGAAGGCAGCUUCGUACGGAAGCUCACCUCAAAAUCUGAUAGGAUGUUACGGGCGGUUGUCGCAGGUGUACAGUGUAAUACGUGAUAUAUUUGUGUAUAUUUAUGGUUUGAAAUUGACUGUGCCUUUCUUAUUAGGACAAGUGUAUAUUGAACUCGACAAGGUUGGUGUCAGCUUCGGGGGUACGGGUAUUAGACACUAAUCUGGUCACAUUUCCUACUGUAGGCUACGCGGGAGGAAGGUCUGUUACAAUUUGCUACCUCAGUUUUCUCCAUCACGCUUUAAAUUGGUUACAUGAGCGUACCAACUCGAGAGUACACGUGUACAUGUAUAAUAGCGGCUGAACUAGCCGAAGAGACAACGUCUUCUGCCAGCUAUCGUACUGGUGAAUCUACAGCUUGUAUUUGAGUUGCGACAUAGAGAGAAUGGAUGCUAUAACGUAGAUGUAGAAAUGAAUGCAAGUUAUUUCAAAAAUCAAACAGUGAACUUCAUGUUCCAUGGCUUUUAUAUACAUGUAGAUGAAUGAAAACAUAUUACCAAGGACAGACAUGUUUUCGUCUGAUCCUCGUGAGAUCGUCACCCAUGCAGUUAGAUGGCCCGAUAUGAUUUUCUCUGGCCUGAAAGCACUUGACAUGUGGUCUCGAAUUUUCAGGCUGGAGAAAUCAUCUCAAGCGAUCUGGUGACUCCCCGAUCGGAUCAGCCGCUCAGUAUGCAGUUUUCUUAAAUGUAUUACAUAUGAUUCCUGCUAUAUGCACUUGCACUGGUUCCACCACCUGAAGUUGUAACUGCAAAAGCACGAAAUAAAAAAUUACAGUAAACAUCAA